AGGAAUUCGUGGUAAAGACUGCCCCACAGUACAAGAGGAUCUCCCAGCCAAGUGGGUUAUUUUUAUGGGACCCAACAAGUCACUUCUAAUCCAUUACCAUACUAUACCACGGCGAGCCGAUCAGGGCCUUAGAGCCGCACUUGAUCUUUGUGGGUUCAUACCUGAUUCGCCGACCCGGAACUCGGAUUGCACGGGUCUCGGAAAUAUCUGGAGGCGGGUCUGGGGAGCUCUGUUGAACCGGGUAUUCUCCUUGUCGCUACCGGGCUAGAAGCUGGGGGAUGCAGGUCGAUAUAUUGCAACACUCUAGAACAAUACCACCUCUCCCACCCUCGGAAGAGGUACUAAAUUUAGACUUUAGAGACGACGACAGAAAGAGGAUAAAUCACAUCUGCUCUCUCGUUGUAUCUUUUGAGGUUGUCUCUGUUUCUAUCCACGUUGUCCUGCCACUCACCCCUCGAGCUUCAUUCUGCUUGUUUUUCUCGAGCGACAUCGCCCCGCCCAGAACCAUGAAGUUCCUCCAACGCGGUACGCUCUUGAUGGCCGCACUCCUCGUGGCCCCCCCAACAGUGCUAGCAGCCGACUCGGAUGUCACCAUCUGGUCCUGCCUACCAUCGUCCACGACUCUAUCGAGUCCCUCCGAGUCCCCCUCAACAUCAACAGCAUCGCCCGAGGCUUCUGAAACCUUGUCGUCUGUACCAGACUCAUCGUCCACUGCCGAGGCCUCAACCGAGACAUCGGUAGCAGCCUGUGAAGGCACCGCCAAACCGUCGUCCUCUUCAACCUCGACUGCCCUACCUUCGACCACAAGUCUAGCAAUCCCUGUCCACAUCGGCGCCGUCAACGCCAGCUCUCUUGAGUGGACCAUUGUGUGGCGGCGUUGCAACAUGCCGGCAACAAGGUCUCCGUUUUAGGCAAGGCCAGGUUUAAUGCAUGCAACAUUUGUUAUGGGAGGUUCAAAGCUCCUCGUGCGGAGUGGGGAACGCCUCGUCCGCAUAGGUUUUUGCUUGUAGGUCGCGGAGAGAGUCGGAAGGGACAGGACAGUGCAGUCGUUUGUUGAUGGCAACUUUGGAGAGGUAUUGUUGUGUGGUUCAGGUCUCGGAGUUUGCUAAAGAAAAUACAUUUGGUCGUUUUAUAUCUAUCGGCGUGAUCAAUACAAUGGACACAACCUUUCCAGUCCAGCGCGAAUAAAGUUCAAGAGCAUAGCCA
This is a messenger RNA of Chaetomium fimeti, 1206 nucleotides long. RefSeq lists its product as uncharacterized. The transcript has a single exon. Lineage: Eukaryota; Fungi; Ascomycota; Sordariomycetes; Sordariales; Chaetomiaceae. The coding region runs from base 279 to 911 and encodes 210 amino acids. The record is from RefSeq and is a predicted model, not a curated record.